AUGCUUGUCUCAUCUCAGAAACGUGUGCUGGAAGAGGACAGCUCGAUUGUGCCUCUCUUGAGGGAGGAGGAGGAAGUGGAGACAGAGGACAAGGACUUCCUGAGAUUAUUGAAUAGCCGCACCAAGAAGCCAUGGACGCCUCUCCGCGAGUUGGAAGAGGGGUUGCCAUAUUCGAUAUGUGACGUGAGAGAGGCGUCCAACCAGCACGGGCGGCGAAUUGUGCUCAAAAUCCGGGAGAAGCUAGAUUGCAAAAUACUAGAAAUAGAGGAACUGGAAAGUAAGUUGAAAGAUUUGCAAAAGUCGAAUAAGGAUUUGGAAACUGAGAAAGGAGCGAGUGAAUCAGCCAGUGAUAAGCUGAAGAAACUUGAGGAGAGAGUUGGUGAAUUGAAUAUUAUUGAACGGGACUUGAUGAGCGAGAUAGAACGCCUAACGGAGAUUAACAGACGUCAACACGAUCGCAUCCAACAUUUGGAGAAUCGACUCUCGGAAACUGAGAAAAAGUUGGCUGAAAACGAGGCAGAAAACAACGCUAGGAAAACAGCAGAGAGAGAUUCAGCAGUGGACACUCGGCCAGUGAAAACUGCAGCCAAAUCAGUGCAGGCAAGAGCUAAAUCCAAAGAUGAAACGGAUACUAAUAGCAGUAGUGACUCUAAUAAAAACAUCAGUGAUCCAGUUCCGAAAUCCGAUCGUUUCGCCUCUUUCAAGUCGAAAAAAUCGACAAUGGAAAGCGAAAGAAGGUCGAAAGAAAGAGAGAAAGAGAAGGCACAAGAUGAAGAGAAGAUGAAAAGAGAGAGACAGUUAUUGGAUGAUGAAAGGAAGAGGUUGGAGGAAACCAUCAGGAAUCUGACAGAGAAACAAACUGAGCUCAUAAAUAAGUUACAUGAAGCUUAUGAUGGGACUGCCAGGCUAAAUGAACAGGGCACAUCUUCUACAGAUAAAGAACUGAUUAUCAAGCUGGAGCGUUUGCAAGCAGAGAAAGACACUUAUCAGAAGGAAUUGACCAAGAUUCGUGAACAAAUAUCAAACCUGGUCGAUUCAAAUGCAUCAAAUGAGCCAGGCUUGCGUAACCAGUCGCCAUCUUGUAUCCUACAGCGUCUAGAGACGGAGCUUGACUUUUAUCAGAAAGAAUUCAACCGACUCCAGAAGCAGAUUAGCAGCAAUGUGAACCCCUCCAGUCACGACCAAUCGGAAGUUGGAGAACUUAGAGAGAAACUGAAUGAGAAAGAGAGAGAGAUAUGUUGACUAAAAGAGAAAUUGAGAGAUCUGUGUGCCCAGCAGAGAGUCUCUCCUAUACAGCAUCCAUCGCAAAAUGGCGCUAUUCUAAGACUGGAAAUGGAGAGAGAUUCAGCGAAAGCGGAUUGUUCAAGACUGGAGGAAGAUAGAAAUGCUCUGAAAGAAAAACUGAGA
Nilaparvata lugens (brown planthopper) is the source of this 1407-nucleotide messenger RNA. RefSeq names its product golgin subfamily A member 6-like protein 22. Lineage: Eukaryota; Metazoa; Arthropoda; Insecta; Hemiptera; Delphacidae. Bases 1 to 1242 code for a protein of 413 amino acids. The record is from RefSeq and is a predicted model, not a curated record. The transcript has 10 exons.